AUGGACACCAAGACACAGAGCCUUUCCAACACCCACACCCAGCCCCGCAGCAACUCUUGGCCCCAAAGCCACACCUGCAACCAGUGCAGCUGCAGCCACCACUGCCAGAACUGCAGCCAGAGCUGCAGCCGGAGCCAGAGUUGCAGCCGGAGCCGGACUUCCAGCCAGAGCCGGACCUCCAGCCAGAGCCCGACAGGCCACCGCAGCCUACCUGGCUACCAGAGCCAGAGUCCAAGCCCUAGCCCACCAGUGAGGCAUUACAAACACACCAUGCACUCCCACCACUGCCCUAUGCGGCUCACCACCCAUUCCUGCAGCCACUCCAAGAACAGAAAGAACUUGGAAGGAAAGGUAAACAAGAGGAAACUGGUCAAGAGGAGCCGGCAGGUGUACAAAGCGAAGAGGCGGAGCUCAGGUAUCUUUCAAGCUAGUGGGGGAAGGGCCACAGGGGCCCCCAGACUAAGGAGAGCAGCCCAGCUGGACCCUGAGGAGGGGCAGUGA
Molecule: messenger RNA, 501 nt
Organism: Camelus dromedarius (Arabian camel)
Lineage: Eukaryota; Metazoa; Chordata; Mammalia; Artiodactyla; Camelidae
Gene: TNP2
Product: transition protein 2
Exons: 1
Coding region: 1-501 (166 amino acids)
Biological process (GO): spermatogenesis; penetration of zona pellucida; acrosome reaction
Cellular component (GO): nucleus; nucleosome
Molecular function (GO): zinc ion binding; DNA binding
Source: RefSeq, a predicted model, not a curated record